Molecule: messenger RNA, 3736 nt
Organism: Triticum aestivum (bread wheat)
Lineage: Eukaryota; Viridiplantae; Streptophyta; Magnoliopsida; Poales; Poaceae
Exons: 5
Coding region: 2883-3713 (276 amino acids)
Source: RefSeq, a predicted model, not a curated record
CUUGAAUGGUUGUGAUAAUUCUGCUGUCUCUUGGAUAGUUUUUGGGAUUACCUUAUUGGGGUCGGGGUCAGUUUGCUUGUUUCAUUUGCUAUUUGACUUUUGAUAAUCUCAUUCUUAUACUAUACUCUUUAUCUACUUACCAAUUUGUACUUUUGGUUACUCCUCACUUCUUUACUGGUUUCAACUUAAGGGUCAUAUAGGGUGUUCAGAUGUCAAGAUUAUGGUUUCUUUCAUGUCAUGUUCAUGAAUGGCUGUGAUGAUAUAGCUUCUCUGUGAGAGCUUCUAUCUAACACCUGAAUUGAUUCAGUUGGUGCUAAACUAGGAUGGUUUGUGUCAUAGCAAUUAACCAGUUUAACUGGGGCGAUGAUGAUAAAACAUGGCUGACAUAAACUUGUGUUCGAUUAUUCUGAGUAAAAAUGAUAGUUUCCUCAACAAAAUUUUAACUGAUCUUUCCCUUUUUGGGAAUUUGUGUUCUUGCUCACUAGCAUCCAUGUAAAAUCAUGUUCUGGUGGAUGCAAAGGACUGUUUUGCAAGUUAGUAUCAUUUUGUUGGUUUUGCAGUAUGUCAACCAGUUCUGUUGUUUUAGGAACAGUACUCCAGCCGUACUUAUUCUUGUCUUCCGUUCUUUUGUUUCUGUUCUUCCUUAUUCUUGAAAGGCUAUGAUAAUUCUGCUGUCCCUUGGAUAGUUUUUGAAACCAUUUUAUUUGGUGCUGGGUCAGUUUGCUUCUAUUUGACUUGACAAUUUCAUCCUUCUUUUCUAUUCUUUAUCUACUUAUCAGUUUGUACUUUUGGUUACUCUUUACUAAGUUAUUGGCUUCAACUUAAGGGUUGUAUAGGGCAAGUUCAGAUGUCAAGAUUACUGUUUCUUUCGUGUCAUGUUCAUGAAUGGCUGUGAUGAUAUAGCUUCCCCGUGAGAGCUUCUAUCAAACACCUGAAUUGAUUCAGUUGGUGCUAAACUAGGAUGGAUCGUGUCACAACAAGUAACCAGUUUAGCGGCUAAUUAUUACUCCCUCUGUUCACAAAUAUAAGAUGUUCAUGGUUAUUCUACCAGAAAUUCAGUUAUGGCGUCGAGAUGGGGUAUAUCUGAGCCAUUUACUUGUGCAUGUCCCAGUUUUUGUGUCCACCAGAUCAUGAUUUGCUCCUGAUAUAGUGAUUCUUUCUGCUUUCACCGAUUCUUGUGUGGUUUCUGGUCAUCUUUUGUUCUUUGAGAAUUGGCUUCUCUCCGUUAUUCUUUUUGUGGGAUUGUGCUAAGUGUUGUUGAUGGCGAUGAUGAGCAAGGCUCAUUCAGAGGUGUACUGUGAUCAGAUACCAUCGCUUGUUUUUAUGGUAUGGGUUGGGGUUAGGGUUUUGUGUGACUAGGUGGAAGUGUGCAAAUCAGGACAGCUUGCUUUCGGUGAGCAACCAUUUGAAUGCUGAAAUGUCCACGGGUUUAAGGACAUCUCCAACACGGAUCACUAAACUUAUCGGAUACAGAGUGGCUAUAUGAUAGACGAGCCAACUCUGAGCCUCCCAUUUUUUUAAUUAAAUAUGACCUCUCUUUCUACAAUUUGUGGUUAUGUGCUUAUGUAUAUUUUUGAAUAUUAUUGGUUUGGUUCUUCUCAAUAUAUUAAUGAUUUAUAUAGCAGUAUUGGGAUCUCACUGUAGUAUAUGUUAUCAUCUACGACACUUAUGAGAUAGCUCAUAGCAAACAGGAUGUUGAGCUAUUUUAUGCUCAGAAUGCUUUGAAUUAGUAAAUGCAUCAAUAGGUUCUACUUUGUUUGAAUAAAAAACAAUCAUGUGUGCCGAGGGCCCGGGAAGCAAGCAGAGGGUUUCGCAUCUCUUGUUCAAACUAUGCUAUUAUUUGCAACUGUAUGUCCUUUGUUACUUGCAUGUUCUGUUUCUUUGCCCCAUUUAGUCGUUCCUGCAUUUUAUUCAUGGUUUUCUUCCUUUCAUACCUUUGUUGUGUUAUUGUAUAAAUUGUGCUACAUUGCUCUUUUUCAUUCAUGCAUUUGCUGCACUAUGGCACCUCAGCAAUAAGAUACAGUAUUACAUUUCGUCUUUGUUGUCUUCAAUAAGAUACUGUAUCUAUUUGGUUUUGAUUCUACCCAUUUAAUUUUGGUAUACAUGAUUUAUAGCAGUGUUGGGAUAUCGCUGAAAUAUAUGUUCUCAUCGACGACACGUAGAGUUAUGCUCAUAAAGAACUGGAUAUUGAGCUAUUUUACUCUUCCUGCACUAGCUGAUGCAUCAAUAGGCUCUACUUUGUUUCAAUUAAAAACAAUCCUGUGUGCCGAGGGCCCUUGGAAGAGGCAGAGGGCUUUGCAUCUUCGCUUAGCUUUCCCAUUGAGUCGUUGUGCAUUUUAUUCUGCGCAAGGUUUUCUUCUCUUAAUGUACAAAUUGUGCUACAUUUCUCGAGCAUCUGCAUCAGCAAAGAAUAUAUAUACGUACUAGAUUUUUGGUCUUUUAUGCCAUUAUAUAUUUAUUUAGUUUUGAAUCUGCCCUUUUAUUUUGCUACACGGUAUGUCCAUCUAAUCUGCAGCUCUCCCCCUAUUUCUAUUUUUGCCUCUUCUCUACAUUGUAAAAAUUGUGCUACGUUCCCCUUUUUCAUUUUAUUUCCCUUGGACUCUAAAUACGUGCCCACAUCUGGGGAUUUCAGGUCGCCAUGGUCGCCGACCAGCUCCUUGAUCAGAACGUGAUGGCCGCCGACGAGCUCCGUGAUCAGAUCACGCUGGCGCCCGAGAAACUCCCUGUUCCUAACCCAGCGCCUUCCGCCUGCUCCACCAACAACUGUCUGCGGGGGCUUGCACAGGUUUCGCCAUAUCAUCUUGGAUACUGUGUUUGAGGAAGUUGGCCUUCCAUCAGCUGCCUACUCUGCACCGAGCUCCUCUUCCAGUUCAGGCAACACCAUGGCUGAUGGAUCCUCCGCAAUGGCAACCUCGUUCGUGAACGUCCCGAUAGAUGAUGGGCUGCUGAUCAAGAACCUUCCUCCGCUGUCUCCAAUCCACGUCACCAUCAGCAAGCAAUUCAUUCUUGAACGAGCAAUUGAAACAAUUGGUGGCACACUCCAUCCAUUCACUUUUACCGGUACAAGCAGCGAUGAUGUCGACGUCUCUCUCUCCAUUGACCUACCUCCCCACAGCAAAAGCAUGUCAAGCACAAGAAAGGAAUUCCAUGCCCCACACAUCGAAUCUACAUGUGUUGCUGCCCUCGCGUACCUACAGAAAACAGGUAUAGUCACAAUCGAUGAUGCAAACUUUGCAGAGCUGAAAAUAUGCAAAAGGAAACUUCAGGCUGUGGAGUUCUGGUCCUCGACUCUCUAUGAUAAGGCCAAUGCCCUGGGCAACCAGCUCUCUUUACUGACUGCCGCCAAGCAGAAACCCCAGCCUGAGGAUAAACAAGGAGCUGCUGUGUUGCCUCCUAACCAUCAUAAUACUCCACAGACCAGCCAGAAAGUGCUUUCCGAGCAUGCCACUGGAAGGGAAACCACAUCAACCCCUGUCACAGAAACAAACAAUAGGUUCGUGCGAGGUAGUCCCUAUGAAGUACAUCGACAAGCUGGAUGGAUUACGGCGCCUAUUAGUAUGCUUAGUAAUAAUGACUCCUUAGUUGACAAUGUUUAUUAUGUUCCUGCCCUUAUUACCUUCUCUUAUGUGUUCUCGCUUUUGGUAUUGAACCUGAUGUCAAAUGGCUAUCUUUUGUGGUCAUGUAAACGCACCAAGUUUGAUUCUGCCUUAUAAACCAAUGUUUAUCUUGUGCUCCA